Messenger RNA from Diversispora eburnea, 1000 nucleotides. Lineage: Eukaryota; Fungi; Glomeromycota; Glomeromycetes; Diversisporales; Diversisporaceae. The record is from the annotation of a GenBank genome assembly.
UCUUGAUCAUAAAUUUUCACCGCAUAACAAUACUUUGAAUUUCAAAGUAUAUUUAGUUUCAUGCGGAGUUGGUAGAAUGUUAAAUGAAAAUUGUCGGGAACCUCAAAACUUUAUUGGUUACUAUCUUGAUUCUGUUGAAAUUGGAGUUUCUCCACUUUCUCAUAAUCCUAUAAAUCGUGAGCGAAACUUGGGUUUCAAUUUAAAUAUUGGACAAAAUCCUGGGGCAACUACUAUUUACGAUUUUAGAAAUAAUAAAAGUAUCAAGUCAACAACUGAUGAUUGGUAUAUGGAACGCUCGGAAUCCUCUACAACUGGUGUGCAGUGGUUAUAUCGCUUUACUGCACAAGAUCUCUAUAAAGAUGGUAAAAAUCAACGCAACUUACCAUCAACAGAUAUCCAUUCUGGUCACUGUUUUAAACGUAAAUUGGAAGAAUUAGGAAAGAAAUCAGAUAUCAAUAAAAGCAAAAACGAAAAUAAUUUAUUGGUUACUGAUUUUAGAUGUGAAAAGGAAGAAUUAAGAAAGAAAACAAAUAUUGUUGGAAGUAAAGAAGAAAAUAAUUUAUCGGUAACUGGUUUUAGCCAUGAAUUGGAAGAACCAAAAGCUGGGAAAAAAUUUGUUGAUAAUAUUAACAAGUUUUCUUCGGAAGACAUAUACCAAACAGACUUCUUCUCAGUAAAAGCAACUAUCAGGUUUGGUACAACAGCUAAUUCAAAUCUUGAAAAAUUAUUACUUGAGCAAAAAGAUACUAUUGAUAAUAUUCUAAAGUCACAAUCUGUGUAUGCUGUGGGACCUAACUUUCAACAAGGUUACUCCAUACCGUGUAUUGCCUGUUAUGUUUCUAAACCACUUGAAGCACAAGUUUUAUUAAAACUUUCAGCAUUGUUUGGUCAUAAUUAUGAAAUUGUAGAACAGAUGGUGGAGCCUGUGGAAGAAGAAACAAGUGGCAGUAAUAAUAAUCAUAGUGAUCCAUCAAAUGGAAAUGAAACUAAAUGGGAUUGA